AUUACAGUUACCAAUCUUGGUGAAAUACUUAAAAUAUAAAUGUAAAUAAUAAACACUUCGCCAAAGCUACGCAUUUAAUUUUCGUAGCAAUUGCUUACAUUUUUACAAAACUUUGCUAUUACUGUGUGAACUUAAAAAAGUCUUUUAUUUAAGAACAAAGGCUAUUUCAUAAAACUAUAUUAAUAAUGAUUACAAAAUAUGCUGUACUAAGCCGCACAGCGCGACUGCAAUUUGUGAACGAGACCACGGAGCUGGAAAACACUUCAUUGGAGAUGCAAAAUUAUACAGUGGCCGGUGGUACUCUUGUUAAAAUUACCCAGGAAUCACAGAUAUUGGCAAAUCAAUCAUCACCACCACCAACUGUACAGGUUUAUGUAUAUGACACAGUGCUUCGAGAGCCCGACACCAGGCGCACUUAUCAGUGUACGGUGGACAAUUUGUUGCCAGUAUGCGAUAAUUUCUGGCCUUUCAUAGUGAGCAUACCAGAACCACAACGCCGUUUGCAACUUUUACUUCACAAAGACCGUUGCGAUUGGCUCAGUAGUGCGAAUCCGGGUGAUGUGGUUAGUGUGCCAGGACGUUGCUUAGAGCAAGAUGGGAGUAAGCACUAUGAUUGUAUUGUUUGUUACAUUGGUCCAGUCCCGGAAAUUCAUCCAGUUGGGUAUUUCUUUGGUUUGGAGUUACUGGACAACACUCCAUCUCCGCAAAAAGAUGAAUUACCGUUCACAGGCAAGUAUUUCGAGUGUGAAGCCGAAAAUGCAAUAUUUACGACAGCUGACCGUAUAAUACCUAUGGCACCACCACAAGAGGAAGAACCAGUCGCUGCUGAGAAUCCAAAUGAAGCACCUGCAAGUGACUGGUCGAUAAUUAAUUUCUUCACUAAUACAAUGGUUCAAAUACGUGCAUCACUGCCAAUUUAGCUUGUGUAUUUAAAUUUCAUAAUUCCAUCAAGUAUAAAAUAUCAUUCACGGCAUUAAAUUCCAUAUGAUUUUCCCUCAUAUUUUGCUGUGGAUAUACAAAUAUUCCUUUUGGCGGGUCCCUGCGCCAUUUUACAUAUAAUUAUCUCACACAUUUUGCGUAAUUACUUGGUUAUUUAAGUAACAGACUAUAUACCUAAUAAAUUAAAUUAAUACAA
This is a messenger RNA of Anastrepha ludens (Mexican fruit fly), 1135 nucleotides long. RefSeq lists its product as uncharacterized. Bases 186 to 920 code for a protein of 244 amino acids. The transcript has 2 exons. Lineage: Eukaryota; Metazoa; Arthropoda; Insecta; Diptera; Tephritidae. The record is from RefSeq and is a predicted model, not a curated record.